Hydractinia symbiolongicarpus is the source of this 717-nucleotide messenger RNA. Its product is annotated as tropomyosin alpha-1 chain-like. Lineage: Eukaryota; Metazoa; Cnidaria; Hydrozoa; Anthoathecata; Hydractiniidae. The coding region runs from base 1 to 717 and encodes 238 amino acids. The record is from RefSeq and is a predicted model, not a curated record. The transcript has a single exon.
AUGGAUCAGUUUCGACACAAAAUUAAAGAUUUAAAGGAGUCGAUAUAUCAAAAAGAGAAAUUUAUUGAAAAAUGCAAAUCAAAAGAAUUAAUAGGAAAAGACAGACAGGCACAGUGUUUCUUUGAAAUUACCAGUUUGAAUAAAAAAUGCAAUGACGUUCGUAAAAAGAUUAAAGACGCUACUGAGAGAGUAGCUGCUGCAGAGAAAUCGUUGCUCAAAACGCAAGCUCAGACAUGGAUAACACAUAAAAACAACACAAAACUGGAGAAAAUAUGCGAAAAAAAACAGAAUCAAAUCGAAAGUUUGAGCCAUCAGAUCGCAACAGCUAAAGCAGAACAUAUGGAGAAAGCAGCAUUGUAUGAAAACAAACGAUCUCGCAAACUCUUAUUGCAAGGUGAAUUAAACAAGAACAGGUUAUUAGCUGAAAACCGAGAAAAAGCGCAAAGACAGUUGGAAGAACGCCUCCACCAACAAAAGGUUUCCCUUGUAGCAAUCCGAAUGGAUGAUUUAGCUUCUUCAAGGGAUGAAGAGACGCGUUGUGAAUUAGAAACAAAGAUUGCGAACACACAGUCGAGAAUACAAUCGAGCAAAAGAAAAAUUGCAUCGCUUGAGAAAAAGGUCGUUUCGAAAAAAAACAGUAUAUGUUGUGUCAGGAAUAAAAGUAACGAGAUCGAGAAAGAAAUGUCCAAAGUGUUACAAGAAUUACACGACAUAUAA